This is a messenger RNA of Salvia miltiorrhiza (redroot sage), 7218 nucleotides long. RefSeq lists its product as uncharacterized. Gene Ontology annotation, molecular function: RNA-DNA hybrid ribonuclease activity; nucleic acid binding. Lineage: Eukaryota; Viridiplantae; Streptophyta; Magnoliopsida; Lamiales; Lamiaceae. The transcript has a single exon. The record is from RefSeq and is a predicted model, not a curated record. The coding region runs from base 620 to 6976 and encodes 2118 amino acids. Gene Ontology annotation, biological process: DNA integration.
UUCUAUCAAGUCUUCGAGUAUUCAUCAAGUAUCCUUCAAAUCUUCAAGAUCUUCAAGGCAACAUUCAAGUAUCCUUCGAAUCUUCAAGUAUUUGAGAAUUCAAAUCUUCAAGUAUCAUUCGAAUCUUCAAGUAUUUGAGAAUUCAAAUCUUCAAGUAUCAUUCGAAUCUUCAAGUAUUUGAGCGUUCAAAUCUUCAAGUAUCCUUCAAACUCUUCAAGUAUUCCUGCAAAUCUCUGAAGUGAUCUUCAAGUAUCCAAAGAAAUCAAGUUCGAAAGCUUCAAGGCGUUCUUACAAAUUCUAAGGACGUUCUUCAAAUCAAAUCAAAUCAAGUUCAACGUUCAAUCCAAAAUCAUGACUUAAGUCCCUUGGAUUGGUGUCAUCAAAUCAAGUAUUUCAAGAACCUUCGAUUUUGUUCAAGAAUCAAAUGGAAGAGAAGAAUCAGAGGAUUAACUAGAGAUUGCAACCCGCAUAAAUCUAUCUUCAAAUCUAUCAAAUUAUCUUUGUAACACUUUUGUAUUUUAUCAAAUUGAAAUACAAAAAAUUUGUGUUUACAAAUUUUGGCACGCCCGGUGGGACAUCUCUACCUCUCAUCUCUACUCUUCACCAAAAAUCUUGAACAAUGUCCAUUCAACCAAAUGCAACUGCUCCAGCUUCAUCUAAAGGUUCUUCGGAAAGCAUCGGUGUGAUCACGCGAAGCAAAGCAAAAUUGAUGCAAGAGGUGUCCAAGACGACCUCCCGUCUUCCAUCUAUCCAUGAAGAAGAUGACAACUUUGAGAGAAGCUUCACAUUCCCCACUGAAAAUUAUCAACUCCAUGCAAGUGUCAUGAUGACAAACACUUCCACCAUGGAGGAACAACUCUUGAACUUGACAAAGAUGGUUGAAUCUCUAACCAAGCACAUCCAAGAGCAAGAUGCCCAGAUUGCAAAGCUUAAAGGAGAAAAAGGAGAUUCAAGCCACGCCAACAACGAUAGGGAAGGCGAAGAAAGCGAAGAAGAUGGUGAGAAUAACGAUGAAGAAAUCUCCAAAGACAAAUCAAAGAGUGAUGGAAAAAAGCCUUCAGGAAAAGACAUUCUCUUCUCGUCUGGUGGCCUCAUUCCCAUUGACCAACUCAAAGAGUUCAUCGAAGCAACAAUGAAGAAUAACUCCGAUGGAAGCUCCAAGUCAUCGUUAACUUACUCCAAGCCAUAUACUCGGCGAAUUGACAGUAUGAGGAUGCCUCUUGGCUAUCAACCACCAAAAUUUCAACAGUUCGAUGGCAAAGGAAAUCCAAGACAACAUGUGGCUCAUUUCAUUGAAACAUGCAACAACGCUGGUACUUAUGGAGAUCAUUUGGUCAAACAGUUUGUUCGCUCAUUGAAAGGUAAUGCCUUUGAUUGGUACACCGACUUAGAAUCAAACUCAAUUGAUAGUUGGGAACAGCUGGAGCAUGAGUUCCUCAACCGCUUCUAUAGCACUAGAAGAACUGUCAGCAUGGUGGAGCUCACAAGUUCACGUCAAUUCAAAGAAGAGCCAGUCAUUGACUACAUCAACCGAUGGAGAAACCUUUGUCUCAACUGCAAGGAUCGAUUGUCUGAAUCAUCUGCCAUCGAAAUGUGUAUUCAAGGGAUGCAUUGGGGCUUGCAAUAUAUUCUGCGAGGAAUCCAGCCAAGAACAUUCGAGGAACUAGCCACUAGAGCUCAUGAUAUGGAGUUGAGCAUGAUGGCAAGAGGGAUCGAAGGACCACCAAUCCAGGAGUCUAGCAAAUUCAAGCCAGAGUUCAAGAAAGGAGGAAAACCAUAUGACAAAGCACCAAAGAAGGAAUCUAUGGCAGUGAAAGCAACUUCUGUGAAAUUUCUAAAGAAAGAAGUUAAUCAGGAAGACAACCAGAAUGCUCCACGAGAUAAUCAGAACUCUUCCCGAGACAUGGGGCAAAGAAGACUUACCUUGAAAGAAAUGCAACAAAAGCAAUACCCUUUCUUAGACUCUGAUGUUUCAGGAAUUUUUGAUGACCUGCUCAAAGAAAAGCUUAUCGAGUUGCCAGAAAUGAAGCGACCAAAUGAAGCAGGGAGGACAGACGAUCCAAAUUAUUGCAAAUACCAUCGUCUGGUUGGGCACCCCAUACAUGAUUGCUUCAUCUUCAAAGACAGGGUCAUGCGGUUAGCUCGAGAAGGGAAAAUAUCUCUUGAAGAAGACGCUAAUACUGUAAAUAUGGUCUCCACCGACUUGAAUGACAUAAUAGAAGGUAUUGGAACCCUGUAUGAUACAUCUAACCAAGUAGAUGAAGAACCUGAAAUAAACAUGGAAGAAGGCGAUGAUGCAUUGGCAAUCACAUUCUCCAAUGAAGACUUGCAACUUGGAUUCGAACCUCAUAACAGGCCAUUGUUCGUGAGUUGUUAUACACAGGAACAAAAGGUCAAUCGAAUUCUCAUCGAUGGAGGCUCGGCAGUCAAUAUCUUGCCACUAAGGACUUUGAAGCAAUUGGGAAUCCAAGCAGAAGAGCUGUCAAACAGUCGAUUGAUGAUUCAAGGUUUCAACCAUGAAGGACAAAGAGCUCUUGGAACUAUAAGGCUGCGAUUGCAGAUGCAGGACAUGGAGUCCACAGCGUUGCUUCAUGUGAUUGAUGCAAGGACAUCCUACACCAUGCUUCUGGGUCGACCAUGGCUUCACGAAAAUGGUGUCAUUCCUUCUACAUUGCAUCAAUGCUUCAAAUACUAUCAAAAUGGCACCGUAAGAAAAGUGGUUGGUGAUCACAAACCUUUCACAGAAGCAGAGUCACAUUUCGCCGAUGCUCAAUUCUAUUUGGGAAGAACUAAAGCAACAAUGGUGGAAAGGGAUGUACCACAGGAGGAGUCAGGAUCCCGCCAAGAGAAAGAAUCUCACCCAAAGAUGGAAGGUUUCACCAUCCCUUUGACUAAGAUUGAUGCCAAAAAGCCCAUUCCUCAGUCACUCAAAGAUUUUGACCGACCAAAGCAAAGUGGCGCCACAGAACAUGGAGAUCUCUCAGACAAAGAACUCUCAAAACACUUUGGUCCGAAGGCAUACAAACUCCUUGUGAAUGCUGGAUACAAUCCCCAAGAAAGCUCCACGUCAAAGUCUUAUGUGAGAAAAACUGCUAAUACAAGCCAAAAUCCCAAGGCAGGCUUGGGAUACAUGGUGCAAAGCCCCAUUCGUAUUGCCAUCAAGAGAGCCACUGCUAACUAUGCUAGCACCAAGCAAAUCCCGAAAUCUUCAAGCAAUCCGAGAACCCAAAGGGUUUCUGUUUUCAAAAGAUUGGAUGAAAGAAAAGCUCAACGAAUAUCUGUCUUUAAAAGGCUUGGCAAAGGCAAGUCAUGGAAAAAGGACGUGACAAAAGGGGCCAAUGAAUUGGACAUAACAGAAAAGCUAAGGAGCUCGAUUCCUUCUCGUAUGAAGAGGUGUACCACUUUGCUCAUAUCAUGUGGAAAAGAAUUGAAGGCCAAAAUGAAGACAAUCAUCUUUACACGGGAUGCCGAAGACGAUGAAGAUAGAGAGAGUGUGGCUUCAUCUUACUACACUACUAAUAGUGCUAGUAAUCCAGUUCCUCUUCCUCAUACUACUCAAGGUCAAGUGCGUCGCGAAGAUGUUGUUACAUCAAACCAUAUCACCUCAUGUGAAGAAGUGGUUGUCGAAGAAGAAGACGCUGAAAUAGCUCCUCAACAGUUUGAAGAAGGAGUUAAGGCUACUGUUGAUGAAUUGAGAGAAAUUAAUUUGGGCACUGUUGAAGAUCCACGACCCACUUACAUCAGUGCGUUGCUGACCGUUGAUGAGGAAUACUCAUAUAUCGAAUUGCUCAAAGAAUUCAAAGACAUCUUUGCAUGGUCUUAUAAGGAAAUGCCGGGGUUGAGCUCCAAGAUAGCUGUUCAUCAUUUAGCUGUUAGAAAGGAUGCACGACCAGUCAAGCAGGCCCAGCGCCGAUUCCGACCAGAAUUAGUUCCUCUAAUUGAAGCUGAAGUGAACAAACUCAUCAAUGUGGGUUUUAUUAGAGAAGUCAAAUACCCAACAUGGAUUUCAAGCAUUGUUCCAGUAAGAAAGAAAAAUGGACAAAUUCGUGUAUGUGUUGACUUCAGGGACUUGAAUGAAGCAUGCCCCAAGGAUGACUUUCCAUUGCCAAUUGCCGAAUUGAUGAUCGAUGCCACAACUGGGCAUGAAGCAUUAACCUUCAUGGAUGGAUCUUCCGGUUACAAUCAAAUUCGCAUGUCACCAAAUGAGGAAGAGUUAACAGCAUUUCGAACCCCGAAAGGAAUCUAUUGCUACAAAGUGAUGCCAUUUGGGUUGAAGAACGCUGGUGCCACCUACCAAAGAGCCAUGCAGAAGAUAUUUGAUGAUAUACUUCAUAAGAAUGUUGAGUGUUACGUGGAUGAUUUGGUGGUUAAGUCCAAAAAACGAAACAAUCACCUACAAGAUCUACGAAUGGUUUUUGAGCGAUUGAGAAAACAUCAGUUGAAGAUGAAUCCACUAAAAUGCGCAUUUGGUGUCAAGUCUGGCAAAUUUCUUGGGUUCAUCGUUCGCCAUCAAGGGAUAGAAAUUGAACAAGCAAAGAUUGAUGCCAUACUAAAGAUGCCCGAACCUCGAAAUAUCCAUGACCUGAAAAGUUUGCAAGGGAAGUUAGCAUACUUACGAAGGUUUAUUUCAAAUUUAGCUGGAAGGUGUCAACCAUUUAGCCGAAUUAUGAAGAAGGGUAUACCAUUCGAGUGGGAUGAGUCAUGUAGAAAUGCUUUCAAGAAUAUCAAAUCUUACUUGAUGCAGCCUCCUGUAUUAGCAGCACCUGUGCCAGGACGCCCCUUGAUUUUGUAUAUUGCUGCUCAAGAACGAUCCAUGGGAGCUCUGCUUGCGCAAGAAAAUGAAGGUGGAAAAGAGAAUGCAUUAUACUACUUGAGCAGAACAAUGACACCAAAUGAGUUGAAAUAUGCUCCAAUUGAGAAGCUGUGUUUGGCAUUGAUUUUCUCCAUCCAAAAGCUUAAGCAUUAUUUCCAAGCUCACACUGUCCGCCUUAUAUCCAAGGCAAACCCUUUAAAGUUUGUGAUGUCAAGACCUGUUUUAUCUGACAGGCUUGCACGUUGGUACCUCCAACUGCAACAAUUUGAGAUUGUGUAUGUUCCUCAAAAGGCUGUGAAGGGACAAGUGUUGGCAGACUUCUUAGCAGACCACCCAAUUCCUGCUGAAUGGGAGCUAAGUGAUGACCUCCCGGAUGAAGAUGCACUUGUAAUCGAUGUCGCCCUACCAUGGUGGAUGUUUUUCGAUGGAGCAUCUCAUAAAGAAGGUGCUGGUGCCGGGAUCGUGUUCGUGACACCAGAACGUCAAGUGCUGCCAUUUUCCUUCACUCUAACUGAGAAUUGCUCUAACAAUGUAGCAGAAUAUCAAGCUCUGAUCCUCGGUUUGGAAAUGGCGUUGAAUAUGCAGCAAUCUCACCUCAAAGUAUAUGGUGAUUCUAAAUUGGUGGUUAAUCAAAUACUUGGACUGUAUGAAGUGAAGAAACCUGAAUUAUUGCCAUACGUCAAGUAUGCUCGCAAGAUCAUUGAGUGGCUUGGAGAUGUGGAAAUCGAACAUGUUCCAAGAAGUGAAAAUAAGCAAGCAGAUGCCUUGGCUAAACUCGCAUCUACCAUAGCUAUGAUCAGUGGCGAAAUUCAAAUUCCAGUGUGUGAAAGAUGGGUUAUACCACCUAUUUUUGAAGAAGAGAAAUGCGAAGAAAUUGAAAGUCAUCUUGUUGAGGUCUUCGAAAUUGAGGAAGAAGAUUGGCGCCAAUUGUUGGUUGAUUAUUUGAAGUAUGAUAAAUUACCAAAUGAUCCACGUCGAAGGGUUGACAUCCGACGGCGCGCCACUCGCUUCAUUUUCUUCAAAGGGACGCUUUAUAGGAGGUCUUUUGAUGGAGUAUUUCUCAGGUGCCUAAGUAGUGAAGAAGCUGCUAAAGCCAUGGAAGAGGCGCAUUCCGGCAUUUGCGGUGCUCAUCAGUCAGGUCCAAAGCUGCACUUUCGAAUCAAGAGGAUGGGCUACUACUGGCCAACUAUGGUGAAAGAUUGUUUGGAUUAUGCGCAAAGAUGUCAAGCCUGCCAAUUUCAUGCAAACCUCAUCCAUCAGCCGCCCGAACCACUACACCCCACGGUUGCGUCCUGGCCUUUUGAUGCCUGGGGCAUGGAUGUUGUUGGUCCAUUGACAAAAUCAUCAGGGGGGCAUUUAUACAUUUUGGCAGCGACCGAUUACUUCUCCAAGUGGGCUGAGGCGAUACCAUUAAGAGAAGUGAAGAAAGAGACCGUUGCUGAGUUUAUCAAGACCAACAUCAUCUAUCGCUAUGGAGUUCCUCGCUACAUCAUAACUGAUAAUGGAACACCUUUCAGCAACACGGUGAUAAACAAGCUUUGUGAAAAAUUCGGCUUCAAGCAACGGAAGUCAUCGAUGUAUAAUGCACCGGCAAAUGGGUUGGCUGAGGCAUUCAACAAGACUUUGUGCAAUCUGUUGAAGAAAAUUGUUUCAAAAUCAAAGCGUGACUGGCAUGAACGUAUUGGGGAAGCAUUGUGGGCAUAUCGAACCACCUAUAGAACUCCUACGCAGGCAACGCCUUACUCUUUGGUAUAUGGGGUUGAAGCUGUCAUUCCUCUCGAGCAACAAAUUCCCUCUUUGAGAAUGGCCAUUCAGGAAGGGCUAACUGAAGAAGAAAAUGCACGUCUGCGUCUGGAGGAACUCGAAGCUCUAGAUGAGAAAAGGCUGGAAGCUCAGCAAAAGUUAGAAUGCUACCAAGCUCGCCUCUCAAAGUCUUUCAACAAGACGGUGCGAGUGCGUUCUUUUCAAGUUGGAGAUUUGGUCCUCGCUGUGAGGAGACCAAUCGUUGUCACUCAUCGUGUUGGAAACAAAUUCAUAUCAAGGUGGGAUGGCCCAUAUGUUGUCAAGGAAGUCUACACAAACGGAGCAUACAGGCUUCUUUCUGAUGACAACGUCAGAGUUGGGCCUAUCAAUGGCAAGUUCCUGAAACGUUACUAUCCUUGAAAGGUGGUAGAAGUUGAAGCAUGUACAUAUGUAUAUAGUUUAAUGCAAAAAAAAAAAAAAAAAAAAAAAGCCAAAAAGAGGAGUCAGAUAAAAAAAAAAAAAAAAAAAAAAAACCAGAAAUGGAGAAAAGCAAACAAAAUGGAGUGUAUGAAGCCAGCUCCUUGACGCACGAGCCUAAACUGCAUGUUACUCCUGGCCCGCAUGAGUAUAAACUGUGCACGGCACCCAAUCUCAAACACUUG